Molecule: messenger RNA, 960 nt
Organism: Eucalyptus grandis
Lineage: Eukaryota; Viridiplantae; Streptophyta; Magnoliopsida; Myrtales; Myrtaceae
Product: G-type lectin S-receptor-like serine/threonine-protein kinase At4g27290
Exons: 3
Coding region: 1-960 (319 amino acids)
Biological process (GO): recognition of pollen
Source: RefSeq, a predicted model, not a curated record
AUGGCGAGCGAGAGACUGCGGGUUGCGGGCUUCGGAGGUGCGGCGGAGGUGGGGCGUCCGGCGGGCUUCUUGGCUGCGGGUGGAAGUUACGAGGGCGGCGGCGAGGGAGACGAUGAACAGUGUCUCUCCGCUUUCUUUGGCUUAUCGACUGCGGCUGACACAUUAAGUUCAGGCCAGUCUAUGAAAGAUGGAGAGAAACUGGUCUCUACUGGCCAAAGCUUUGAGCUCGGCUUCUUCUCUCCUGGCAACUCCAAGAACAGGUACUUCGGCAUGUGGUACAAGAUCUCUCCAGAAACAGUUGUUUGGGUUCCCAACAGGGACAAGCCACUUACGAAUUCACAUGGUUUUCUCACGUUUAGCCAUGAUGGAGAUCUAGUUCUUGUCAACCAAUCGAAGAUUGUCGUCUGGUCUUCAAAUUUGUCCAGGGUUGUGAAAAAUCCCGUUGCUCAGCUCUUAGACACUGGAAAUCUUGUCCUUAGAGAGAAUUCUAGUUUGAAUUGUGAUGACUAUAGAUGGCAGCGUUUUGAUCAUCCGUCAGAUACUCUACUAACUGGUAUGAAAUUAGGAUGGGACGUGAAAAUUGGUUUCGAAAGGUGUCUGACUUCUUGGAAAAGCAAGGAUGACCCUUUCCCCUGGAGAUUAUACUUUCAGUUCUAUGUUGCGAGUACAAGAAGCAAUGCCUGGAAUAUCAUGUACUCGAUACCCAAUGAUAAAUGUGAUGCUUACGGUGCUUGUGGAGCCAACGGUGUAUGUAGAAUUAACAGAGAUCCAAUAUGUGAUUGCUUAAAGGGGUUUGUACCGAAGUCUCCAGAACAAUGGGAUCUCCUCGAUUGGUCUGGUGGAUGCAUGAGGAGAAUACCAAUAAAUUGUUCCGACCUGCUGGAGUUCUGGUUGAACAACAACAUGAGCCUCGAGGAAUGUGAGGUCGAGUGCUUAAAGAACUGUUCAUGUACAGCUUAG